Molecule: messenger RNA, 1655 nt
Organism: Phoenix dactylifera (date palm)
Lineage: Eukaryota; Viridiplantae; Streptophyta; Magnoliopsida; Arecales; Arecaceae
Source: RefSeq, a predicted model, not a curated record
UCCUCUCAUGGGAUCGGCAGUAGACAGUGGGUGGGUCCUGUCCCUGUCCCUAGCUGCCAAAUGCGGAGGACUCCCCGCCGACUCCUACCGCCUCCUCUCUCUUGCCACCGCGGUGCUUCUCUUCGGCCUGGCCACUGCUUUUCUCCACUGGGCUUCACCUGGCGGCCCAGCCUGGGGAAGGUAUUGGUGGAGCCAAAAAAUGCUCCGGCGCGCCGAGACAACAAUCCCGGGGCCAAGUGGCCUCCCCGUCCUAGGGAGCUUGGGCAUCAUGGCCGGCCUGGCCCACCGAAAGCUAGUUGCCGCCGCCGAGGCCUUGGACGCCAGGCGCCUUAUGGUACUCAGCCUUGGCCACACCAAGGUCGUAGUCACGUCCAACCCCGACGUCGCGAGGGAGAUCCUCAGCAGCUCGGCCUUUGCCGACCGGCCUAUCAAGGAGUCGGCAUACGGGCUCAUGUUCCACCGAGCUAUCGGCUUCGCCCCUUACGGCGCCUACUGGCGCAAGCUGCGGAGGAUCGCUGCUACUCACCUCUUUUCACCGAAGCAAAUCACUGCCUCUGCGCUGCAGCGCGCACAGAUCGCUGCCAAGAUGGUGGCGGCUUUCAGCAGUGUCGAGGCCAAGAAAGCAGUCCAGCUCCGGAGGAUCCUCAAGCUGACCGCUUUGAGCAAUGUCAUGCUUUCCCUGUUCGGGAGAAAGUACAAGCUCGAGUUCGGCCGGGAGAGUGAGGAGUUGCAGGAGCUGAGGUGCAUGGUGGAGGAAGGCUACGACCUCUUGGAGCUCAACUGGUCGGACCACCUCCCCAUCCUAGCUAGCUUGGACCUCCAGAAAAUCCGAUCCAGGUGCUCCCGGCUGGUUCCCAGCGUUAGCCGGUUCAUGAACCGUAUCAUCGACAAGCAUCGGGCUGGAUUCGGUAACGAAUCGGAAACUACCCCUGGUUUCGUCGACAUCCUGCUGUCAUUGCAGGGCAUGGACAGACUAUCCGAACCAGACAUGGUUGCCGUCCUCUGGGAGAUGAUAUUAAGGGGUACGGACACUGUGGCCGUGCUGAUGGAGUGGGCGCUGGCGUGGCUUGUGCUCCACCCGGACGUGCGGGCGAGGGUCCAAGAGGAAUUGGACCGAGUGGUGGGCCGGAAGCGGGUAGCAACGGAAUCUGACAUGGGGUCGCUGGUGUACCUCCAGGCGGUGUUGAAGGAGACGCUAAGGUUGCACCCACCGGGCCCGCUCCUCUCGUGGGCCCGGCUGGCAACGUCCGACGUGGUGGUCGAUGGGUGGUUCGUGCCGGCAGGGACCACCGCAAUGGUGAACAUGUGGGCCAUUACCCACGACCCGACCGUAUGGGCAGACCCGAUGGAGUUCCGGCCAAACCGGUUCCUCGGACCGGACGGCGCCGAGUUCCCGGUUUCGGGCUCGGACCUGAGGCUGGCACCGUUCGGGUCGGGUAAGCAGAGCUGCCCGGGAAAGGCUCUCGCCAUGGCGACGGUCAGCUUCUGGGUGGCGUCGCUGAUGCACGAGUUCGAGAUCUCGCCACCGGAUCAUACACGUGUCGAUUUAUCCGAGGUCCUAAGGCUCUCGUGCGAGAUGGCAGUUCUCCUGACCGUUAAAUUGCAACCGCGGCGCAGGAUCGAUUAAAGUAGUAACGUGCUUACCGACUGCUCUC